Molecule: messenger RNA, 1842 nt
Organism: Pestalotiopsis fici W106-1
Lineage: Eukaryota; Fungi; Ascomycota; Sordariomycetes; Amphisphaeriales; Sporocadaceae
Exons: 3
Coding region: 1-1842 (613 amino acids)
Biological process (GO): transmembrane transport
Cellular component (GO): membrane
Molecular function (GO): dipeptide transmembrane transporter activity
Source: RefSeq, a predicted model, not a curated record
AUGGCGGAAAAUGUGGUAGGUCUGACAGUCCAAAAGAUUGUUGAGCCAGACUCGGACCAAGGAGUUCAUGUCGCCAAUACUCCAGCCAAGCAGGCCAACAAUACCAGCACUGCACCGUCUUUCCACGAUGAUGCCCAGGCAGAGUCUCAAACUGUCUCGGCGAGUUACGCUACACAUAUCAUCGACCCUGCAGAUUAUCCAGAGCCGACCCAAGAAGAGCGGUCGACGCUGCGCAAGGUUCACGACUCGAUCCCGGUCAUUGCCUGGUCGCUAUGUUUCGUCGAGAUGGCCGAGAGAGCAUCGUACUACGGUGUCAAGGCCGCCUUCAACAACUACCUCCAAUUCCCACUCCCCGAGGGCGGUCCUGGCACUGGUGCCAUCGAUCCCAGCAAGCCUGAUUCCCAUGCCGGUGCGCUGAAUCUCGGUCUACAAAAGGCUUCAGCCAUUGGUCUCAUGUUUACCUUUUUGGCCUACGUCAUUCCCAUCUUUGGUGCCUGGAUUGCAGACGUCAAGAUUGGUAGAUAUCAAGCCAUUGUCUGGGGUGUCAUCAUUGGCGGCGUUGCUCAUGUCAUCAUGAUUGGAGGUGCCGCGCCGGCCCUUCUCCAGGCUGGCAAAGGCCUGGCGCCCUUCUUGUUCAGCUAUAUCCUCUUGGCUAUCGGCGCCGGCAUCUUCAAGCCCAAUGUUGCUCCUACCGUCAUUGAUCAGUACAAGUACCAACGAGAGUACACGAAGGUGCUAAAGUCGGGCGAAAAGGUGCUCGUCGACCCCGAGACGACAGUGAGCCACAUUAUGCUCAUCUUUUAUGCCUUUGUCAACGUGGGCGCCUUUUUCUCCAUUGCCGUCGUCUACAUUGAAAAGUACCACAGCUUUUGGCUUGCCUAUCUCGUACCCGGCAUUGUCUACUUUUUGCUGCCGGUCCUGCUCGCCUUUACCUAUAAGCGCACCAUCCGAACGCCGCCUCAGGGUUCGGACCUGACCCGGUUCGUCAAGAUCACCGUGCUGGGCCUCAAGUCCAGCAAGGGCAAUAUCUUUGCCAAGAACUUUUGGGCCAAUGUGGCGCCUUCAACACUCAACGAGCGUGGUGUCGAGGUGGGCUUCUCGGAAAAAGACGUGGACGAUGCGCGCCGGACUUGGCAGGCCGUGCAAAUCUUCCUCUACGUUCCCGUGUGGGUUCUCAACGAUGGCGGUGUCGGCAGUGUGCUCUCCAACCAAGGCGCAGCCAUGACAUCGGACGGCGCGCCCAAUGAUCUCCUCGGUCAUUUCAACCCCUUGGUCAUCAUCAUCUUUGCCCCGUUCAUGGCAGAGAUUGUGUAUCCUUUCCUCAAGCGUAAGAAUAUCAAGUUUGGACGUAUUAGUCGAAUGACGUUUGGUUUCGUUCUCGCUAUCAUCUCCUCCGUUAUUGGUGCCAUUGUGCAAUGGCGUGUUUACGAAACUAGUCCUUGUGGUUACUACGCCAGCGAUUGCGACGGUGUAUCACCCCUCUCCAUCUGGUGGCAAGUGCCCAACGUUGCCCUCGGGGCCAUGUCCGAGGUCUUUGUCAACGUCACGGCCUAUGAACUCGCCUACGCCCGCGCACCGGAGAACAUGCGCUCGACCGUCGUCGCCCUCUUCUUGUUCAUGACGGCUCUCAGCAGCGCGCUCGGCGAGAUCUUGAUCCCCGCCAUUGCGGACCCCACGCUCGUCUGGGCCUGGGCGGCGCCGGGCAUUGCCCUGUUUGUGCAGACCAUCAUCUUUUGGUGGAGACAUGGCCACAUGAAUGAUGAUGUCUUCAUGACUCAAAAGGAGGACUUUUCUGACAGUGUUACUGGAGAGAAGACCAUCAUCUCUUCAAAGGAGGAGUAA